UUCUCUUCCCUUUGGUGGAUCUUACCUCCUUUCAGACCGCCCAUCCCCAGCUGGUUAUUUGGUUGGUCAGCGCGCUUGUUGCUACGUAAUUCACCCGCGCCACCCGGAAGCCGCGGUUGUACCAACCCGUUCUUAUUGCCGGCGGCCCUCAGGAGCCCGUAAUGGAGACGCCCCCUAAAGGGCGGGUGGUGGAGGCCACGGGCGAGAAAGUACUGCGCUAUGAGGCCUUCAUCAGUGACGUGCUACAGCGGGACUUGCGGAAGGUGCUGGACCAUCGAGACAAGGUGUAUGAGCAGCUGGCCAAAUACCUUCAACUAAGAAAUGUCAUUGAACGACUCCAGGAAGCUAAGCACUCGGAGUUAUUUAUGCAGGUGGAUUUGGGCUGUAACUUCUUCGUUGACACAGUGGUCCCAGAUACUUCACGCAUCUACGUGGCCCUGGGAUACGGUUUUUUCCUGGAAUUGACACUGGCAGAAGCUCUCAAAUUUAUUGAUCGUAAGAGCUCUCUUCUCACAGAGCUCAGCAACAGCCUCACCAAGGACUCCAUGACUAUCAAGGCCCAUAUCCACAUGUUGCUAGAGGGGCUUAGAGAACUACAAGGCCUGCAGAAUUUCCCAGAGAAGCCUCGCCAUUGACUACUCGCCCCAUCCUCUGACAUUAAAGAGCCUGAAUGCCUUUGA
Messenger RNA from Ochotona princeps (American pika), 680 nucleotides. It is a transcript of the gene UXT, whose product is annotated as ubiquitously expressed prefoldin like chaperone. The record is from RefSeq and is a predicted model, not a curated record. Gene Ontology annotation, biological process: negative regulation of transcription by RNA polymerase II. NCBI's taxonomy places the organism in Eukaryota, Metazoa, Chordata, Mammalia, Lagomorpha, Ochotonidae. Gene Ontology annotation, molecular function: transcription corepressor activity.